Vittaforma corneae ATCC 50505 is the source of this 1326-nucleotide messenger RNA. RefSeq lists its product as uncharacterized. Gene Ontology annotation, molecular function: metalloendopeptidase activity. The record is from RefSeq and is a predicted model, not a curated record. The coding region runs from base 1 to 1326 and encodes 441 amino acids. Gene Ontology annotation, biological process: proteolysis. The transcript has a single exon. Lineage: Eukaryota; Fungi; Microsporidia; Nosematidae.
AUGUUUGUAGUUUGGAGCAUUUACAAACUAAUGACAAACAAACAAGGCAUGUACUGUUCACUUUUAAUCUACUUUAUACAUGCUUUUACUCUGUUGGAAGUAAAAUUUAUCAAUGAAAAUGGAAAUGAAAUCGUAAAGCCUGAAAACAAUACAAACUUUAUAAUCGUAAUUACGAAUAAUGGAUCUAAAAUAUUUCUAAAUGCAUCAAACCAUCCGUAUUCCUCAGCCAUAAGCAUGUUUCAGGAUCCUUGCCAUUACAAAAUCACUGGAAUAUUCAGCAAGGCAUUAGGCUUCUACAAUUCAUGUAGCAAUGAACUAGAGUUUCUAUAUCGCGACAAGUCCUACAAAAUUAAGAUUGAUGGCCAGAAAAGCACUGCGAUAAUUAGGCCAAAAACGUUUCUGGGCAGCUCCUUUCACUUUAGCAGCUACGAGCCGACACCUCUUGAUGGAGAACUCUCAGAGGUUGGCUUGAAUCAGGCGAAUUUUGAUUUGAAAAAUGAAUCUUUAAACAAAAUCGACAUUUUUAUAUUCAACGACUCAAAAAGAGUCGAAGAACACGGGGCAUUGGUCAAUGGCAACACAAUUGAUAUAUUUAACAAUGUCAAGAGCAUAUUUAGUGAAAGUGAGCUGUCCAUAGAACCUAGAUUGGUAGGAAUACUGAAUAUUAAAGAUAAGAUAGAUUUUAUAAACAACGAAAACGGGCCUUUGUUGGCAUUUAAAGAAAACAUCGAACCAAUCAGAUUUUCGCCUUUUAAUUUGCAAACUGCAUUGUCAAAAAGUGACUUGGUAAUGCUAAUAUCACAGAAUAGCUAUGGGGUAAACGAUACAGGAAAUAAGAUCAUUCACGGAAUGACAUUCUUUGGUGGAAGCACAAGACUUGAUAGUUCAUAUUCAGUUGUAUUUGCAUCUGCAUCUGAUUCAAACUAUUUCAUUGCCAAAAAGAUUGCACACGAGGUUGGUCAUUCACUUGGUGCUACUCAUCAUGGGGCUGGUUCGAUAAUGGAAACUACCACCUGUCAAACGUGCGAAAAUGAAAAGAGGCUGUUUGAUGAAUUUUCAAGAGAUCAAAUCAAUGCCUUUGUGAAUAGAAACACGAAAAUAUUCAAAAUUAAAGAUUAUACAAAGUAUAAGGAAAACCAGAUACUGAAAAGCAAAAAAGAAGCCAUUGAGUAUGCCGAAGAGAGGCGGAAGCAUACCUUUAUAGACAUUGUUAGAAGCAGAUUGAAGGGCAAGGCUCCCCUUGGCAUUGAAUCAGAGACGUCUAUAAUCCUUACUGUUUUGCUUUAUACAUUAGUGGUUAUAGUAAUAAUAUUCUACUGGAAAUAG